AAACGCGAUGACAGGUGGUGGGGGCCUGUGGCUGAAACAGUUGUGCAAAAGCAUCAAGCCCGGAUUGUCGUUGCCGAAUAGUACUUUUUCUUUAAGCAGUAUUAACACUUGUAACAGAAAAAUGUCGAAAUAUACAAUUGUAAUGGUACGCCAUGGCGAGAGCGAAUGGAACAAAUUAAAUUUGUUCUGUGGAUGGUACGACGCUAAUUUGUCCGACAAGGGUAAAAGUGAAGCAGUUUCUGCUGGUAAAGCAGUCAAAGAUGCAGGAUUAACUUUUGAUGUUGCUCAUACAUCAGUGCUGACUAGAGCUCAAGAAACUCUAAAAUCGAUUCUUAAAGAAUCUGGUCAAGAAAACAUUCCUGUUCAGAAGACAUGGCGUUUAAAUGAGCGUCACUAUGGUGGUCUAACUGGAAUGAAUAAAGCAGAAACGGCUGCAAAAUAUGGCGAAGAACAAGUACAGAUUUGGAGGAGAUCCUUCGAUGUACCCCCUCCACCGAUGGAACCAGAUCAUAAAUAUUAUGAUACAAUAGUAAAAGAUGCACGAUAUGCUGGUGAACUGAAGACAGAAGAAUUUCCUAAAUUUGAGUCCUUGAAGUUGACAAUUGAAAGAACAUUACCAUAUUGGAAUAAUACUAUUAUUCCACAACUGAAGGAAGGAAAGAAAAUUAUCAUUGCUGCUCAUGGAAACAGUUUACGUGGCAUUGUGAAACAUUUAGAUCAAAUGAGCAAUGAUCAAAUCAUGGGAUUAAAUUUGCCUACUGGUAUUCCAUUUAUUUAUGAAUUAGAUGAAAACUUUAAGCCUGUUGUAUCUAUGAAGUUCUUGGGUGAUGAGGAAACUGUAAAAGCUGCAAUUGCUGCAGUUGCUGCACAAGGAAAAGCUAAGUAAAGCUAAAUAACCAUGGAACAGAAACUUUAUUGUUAUUAUAAAAGAUAUUAAUUAGUUUCUAGCUUUAUCAUUAUUGUGAUAUUUCAUUUGAAUUAGGAAAAAAGAACACUCAGCUAUGUAUACAGAAUUUAUGGGAGAAACAAACCAAGAAAAAGAAAAUAUUUAUUUAAAACCAUUAUAAAGUAUUAUAACAGAAAUAUAAAAGUGCAGAGACAAAUGAA
Messenger RNA from Nomia melanderi (Alkali bee), 1107 nucleotides. RefSeq names its product phosphoglyceromutase 78 (gene Pglym78). Gene Ontology annotation, biological process: glycolytic process. Gene Ontology annotation, molecular function: intramolecular phosphotransferase activity. The record is from RefSeq and is a predicted model, not a curated record. Lineage: Eukaryota; Metazoa; Arthropoda; Insecta; Hymenoptera; Halictidae.